Molecule: messenger RNA, 787 nt
Organism: Astyanax mexicanus (Mexican tetra)
Lineage: Eukaryota; Metazoa; Chordata; Actinopteri; Characiformes; Acestrorhamphidae
Gene: hsbp1b
Product: heat shock factor binding protein 1b
Exons: 4
Coding region: 229-459 (76 amino acids)
Biological process (GO): cellular heat acclimation
Cellular component (GO): cytosol; nucleus
Molecular function (GO): transcription corepressor activity
Source: RefSeq, a predicted model, not a curated record
CAAACUAGGAGAUAAGCUGAGGAGGGAGGAGCCGCAUUUGGGACACAGCCACAGAAACUGCUGCUACCACGGGAUUUCCUUUCGUCCUGUCGCGAGAUUACCGCUAGGUUCAGCUGAUUAUUUGGGGCAGAUAUUAAGCUAGCUAACCUAGUUGCCAGCAUAUCAGCUCAAUUUAAUGUGGACAGUUUGUCAGAUCAUUAAUUAGACUUUUUUUCACGCGCGGUAAGGAUGGCAGAAACAGAUCCCAAAUCGGUGCAGGAUCUUACAGGGGUGGUGCAGACAUUGCUGCAGCAGAUGCAGGACAAAUUUCAGACCAUGUCAGAUCAGAUCAUCGGGAGAAUUGAUGAGAUGAGCACGCGCAUUGAUGACCUGGAGAAGAACAUCGCUGACCUGAUGACUCAGGCUGGGGUGGAGGAGGUAGAGGGAGAGAACAAGCCCAAGGAAGGCGAGGCCUCUUAGUGAAGGCUGCCAAGUAAAAGUGAAGUAAGGACAUUCAAGAGCAGCGAUGAUUCUCCUGCCCUCUAGUGGUGACUGAUCUGAUUUGAUGUGUUGUAUAGUUCUUUUUAUACUGAGUUCUAAUAAUGGUAAUAUUUCCUGAUAGAGCUGCUAUCCUUUAGGUUGUUUUCUUUAACAGAUAUUUCAAGUCACUUUUUAAACCCAUUUAAGGCCAGCUAUCCACCCAGUCGAGGCCUUAGUUACUCUAUUAUGAGCACUUCUUGUGUGCUAAUCAGACUUCAUUCCAGUUUCCACUGAAUUUCUGCUAUUAAAAUGGUUUCAUACAAAACAA